AUGCCGACUGUUUCCGACAACCCUAAAGGAGACAGCACUUGGUACUCAGCGUUGCCACCUAAUUCGGUGAAAAGUUGGGAGGACCUAACCAACCAAUUCCUCAUACGAUUUGCAACGAGCAAGGCACAAUACAAAUCUACACACGCGUUAAAAACUGUGCGCCAAGGAUCUAAAGAAACUUUGCGUGAUUAUCUAAACAGAUUCUUUGAUGAAGCACUCUUGGUCAGAGAUUUGGAUCCUCAAGUCUCACUACAUAUAAUUACUGAAGGUUUACUGGAAGGCCCUUUCUCUAUGUCGUUAGCCAAACAGCGACCACGCACCAUAGAGGAAUUAAGAGCGCGAUCAGAAAAAUUCAUCAACUUGGAAGAUUACAAGCGUUCACGCGAAAUUUCAAACACCAGGGUCAACACUGACAACUUUGAGAGAGAUGUCCAGAAGAAUUUUCAACGAAAAUUCCGCGAAAGGAGAAAGUGGGGGAGAUACGACAAUUACACCCCUUUAAACACCUCCCAAAGACGUAUUCUGAAGGAAGUAUUCCAAACAGGGUAUGUACGGGUCAAAAGGCCACCCCCAAUGCCGCAAGGAGGGCAGCGCGAUGAAACUAAAUUUUGUGAAUUUCACAAUGACAAAGGUCAUACAACUGAUGAAUGCCUCGCGCUUAAAAAUACCAUUGAGGCACUCAUACGAGAAGGAAAACUCCAGGAGUUCAUUUCCAGUUGCAGGGAGUAUAAGGCGCUGAGAAGACGCGAUAGAAGUCCAGACCACGACCCAAAUUCCAAUGAACAAAGGGCGUAUCCCAGGAGAAACUAUAACCCUGCUUGUAACAAUGAUCAAAGAAGUGACAGAACAACUCUGACUGACAGACGUCAGGGAACUCCACCGCGAAAUAGACAGCGAACCACGCAGCAACAGCGCGAUGGACUACCUAAUAACGCGGCAAGAGUUUUAGCUACCAUUGCUGGUGGAUUAGCGGGAGGAGGUGCGACAAAAUCUCAACGCAAAAAGCAUCUGAAAUCAGUCAUGACGGUGCGCAAUCACGCUCGCCAUUCCACUUCUCGUAGUCAAAGACAGGCCAUAAUUUUUGACGACGACGACUAUGGCGACAUCAUCCCAGACCAUGAUGACCCGUUGGUGAUCUCAGCUUGCAUGGUUAAUAUUCUCCAGGUAAAACGUAUUAUGGUUGAUAAUGGUAGUUCAGCUGAUAUUAUUUUCUGGGAUGCUUUUCGCGCGAUGCACAUCUCAGAGGAACAUCUACUUCAUGGAUGUUCAGACCUAAUUGGCUUCGCUGGAGAAUGCGUACAACCUAAGGGCACCAUUGAGAUAUGGGUAACCUUUGGAAUCCUGCCUCGAGCGCGUACUAUCAAAGUACGGUUUUACGUUAUUGAAUACGCAUCGGCAUACAACAUCAUCCUAGGAAGACCAACCAUUGCCGUACUCAAGGAAAUCAUCUCUAUGCCCCACCUUUUUAUGAAAUUCUGCGAUACAUCUGGCGCAGUAGUUGCUAUCAGGGGUGACCAGAAAGCAGCGUGCAGCUGCUAUAAUACUAGCCUACGAGCCAAAGCCCCUUUACCAUCUGAUGACAAAGUCAAAGCAUCUGUCAAUAUGACAUAUCUCGAUAUGCGCGAAGAUCUGCGGGAUACAUGUCCUCAACCCGAUGGAGAAUUGGAAAACCUUCAGGUGGGGCCACUACUUUAA
This is a messenger RNA of Gastrolobium bilobum, 1695 nucleotides long. RefSeq lists its product as uncharacterized. Bases 1 to 1695 code for a protein of 564 amino acids. The record is from RefSeq and is a predicted model, not a curated record. Lineage: Eukaryota; Viridiplantae; Streptophyta; Magnoliopsida; Fabales; Fabaceae. The transcript has a single exon.